GAGGUGAGGUGCCUCUGAGCAGCUCUCUGAAGAUCAACUGCCUGCCUGUCACAUUCCUUUCCCAGAGGCUGUUUGCUCUGGUUGUGCUAAGGGGUGAUGCCUAAGACGCAUCACUUUUCAAGAACUGGAUCAUGAACAACUUGAUCCUCCUGGAAGAACAGCUGAUCAAGAAAUCCCAACAAAAGAGAAGAACUUCUCCCUCUAAUUUUAAAGUCCGCUUCUUUGUUUUAACCAAAACGAGCCUGGCAUACUUUGAGGAUCGUCAUGGGAAAAAGCGUACAUUGAAGGGCUCCAUUGAACUCUCUCGAAUCAAAUGUGUUGAGAUUGUGAAAAGUGACAUUAGCAUCCCAUGCCACUAUAAGUACCCAUUUCAGGUUGUGCACGACAACUACCUACUGUAUGUGUUUGCUCCAGACCGUGAGAGCCGGCAGCGCUGGGUGCUGGCCCUUAAAGAAGAAACGAGGAACAAUAAUAGUUUGGUGUCCAAGUAUCAUCCUAAUUUCUGGAUGGAUGGGAGGUGGAGGUGCUGUUCUCAGCUGGAGAAGCUUGCAGUAGGCUGUGCCCAGUAUGAUCCAACUAAGAAUGCUUCAAAGAAGCCUCUUCCUCCUACUCCUGAAGAUAACAGGCGAUCCCUGCAGGAACCUGAAGAAACCCUGGUUAUUGCCCUGUAUGACUACCAAACCAACGAUCCCCAGGAACUUGCCCUGCAGCGCAAUGAAGAGUACUACCUACUGGACAGUUCUGAGAUCCACUGGUGGAGAGUUCAAGACAAGAAUGGGCAUGAAGGAUAUGUACCAAGCAGUUAUCUGGUGGAAAAAUCUCCUAAUAACCUGGAAACCUAUGAGUGGUAUAACAAGAGCAUCAGCCGAGACAAAGCUGAAAAACUUCUUUUGGACACAGGCAAAGAAGGAGCCUUCAUGGUCCGAGAUUCCAGGACUCCGGGAACAUACACGCUCUCUGUUUUCACCAAGGCUAUUGUGAGUGAGAACAACCCCUGUAUAAAGCAUUAUCACAUCAAAGAAACAAAUGACAACCCCAAGCGGUACUAUGUGGCUGAGAAGUACGUGUUUGACUCCAUCCCUCUCCUCAUCAAUUAUCACCAACACAACGGAGGAGGCCUGGUCACCCGACUCCGGUAUCCAGUUUGUUCCUGGAAGCAGAAAGCUCCUGUCACAGCAGGGCUGAGAUAUGGGAAAUGGGUAAUCCAUCCCUCGGAGCUCACUUUUGUGCAGGAGAUUGGCAGUGGACAGUUUGGGUUGGUGCAUCUUGGCUACUGGCUCAACAAGGACAAGGUAGCUAUCAAAACCAUUCAGGAAGGGGCGAUGUCAGAAGAGGACUUCAUAGAGGAGGCUGAAGUCAUGAUGAAACUCUCCCACCCCAAACUGGUUCAGCUCCAUGGAGUGUGCCUGGAGCAGGCCCCUAUCUGCCUUGUGUUUGAGUUCAUGGAGCAUGGCUGCCUGUCGGAUUACUUGCGCAGCCAGAGGGGACUCUUUGCAGCAGGAACCUUGCUUGGCAUGUGCCUGGAUGUGUGUGAAGGCAUGGCCUACCUGGAAAAGGAGUGUGUCAUCCACAGAGAUUUGGCUGCCCGAAAUUGUUUGGUGGGAGAAAACCAAGUCAUCAAGGUGUCCGAUUUUGGGAUGACAAGGUUCGUCCUUGAUGAUCAAUACACCAGUUCCACAGGUACCAAAUUCCCAGUGAAGUGGGCUUCCCCAGAAGUGUUUUCUUUCAGUCGCUAUAGCAGCAAGUCAGAUGUGUGGUCAUUUGGUGUGCUGAUGUGGGAAGUCUUCAGCGAAGGCAGAAUCCCAUAUGAAAACAGAAGCAACUCAGAGGUAGUGGAAGACAUCAGUACCGGAUUUCGGUUAUACAAGCCCCGACUGGCCUCCUCCCACAUCUACCAGAUCAUGAAUCAUUGCUGGAAAGAGAGACCAGAAGACCGGCCACCCUUCUCUAGACUCUUUGGUCAACUGGCUGAAAUCGCAGAAUCAGGACUUUAGUAGAGACUCACUGCCAGGCCAUGAGCUGCAGGUGACUGAAGGCAGAGUGUCCUCCUUUCAUAGAGCAUUAAAAACUGCCACCAGCCUAGGACUCCUGGAGACAGCUUGGCCUGUAGCACUGGCCCCUGUGAUGAAUGCAGCCUCCUGACAGAGACCUGCAGCCAGGUCACAGGCAAGGGGUUGGCCACCAAGCUGAGAGCAGGCCAGCACAGCAGCAAUGUCACUGUGUCCUCUCCGGCCUCUUGUCACCUGAAUGCACAGACCUCAGUCUAACGGCUUUCAAGGAGCACUUCUUGCACCUCUUAACAAUAGGCAGAGAAGGUGUAGGAGCUCAGAUUCUUAUUUUUAACAUUAAGCACGGAUCUAAGGCUAUGGUUCCGGGGAUUUUCAUUUGACCCAACCAUACAAUAUGCCAGUAUAUGGGGGCCAAGGAGAAUAAGAAACAUGACUCUUUUUCUAAGAAAACCAGUGAGUUGGUUAAGGCCAGGAAGCAUGCUCGGUUGCUGUGAUGCAGUCAGCCGCAGUUUCCUGCAGUAGAUGUACUGAAGCAGCUGCUUACACCAGAGGCCGGAUGUCCUGAGAAGCAGCUUCAUGAGGCUUCACAGAGCACACUGCCUCAUCACUCCCUGGCGGAGCUUGGAUGGAUCGGGAUGGACCAUUCAGAUCCCAUGAUUGGACCAUGAGGUAUCAGAUGUCUAGUCAGGAAUAAGAGGGCAUCUGAGAGGACCCCCUCCCCCCACCCCAAAACAAACAAACAAACAGAAAAAAGGCAUUACCAUGCUAAUGCUCCCAUUUUGUAUCAAGUCAUGCAAGUGACUGUGCCUCCUCUUCUACGCAGAGUGCUUAGGAAAUGAUUAUUUCGGAAUCCUCAUCAUUCCAGCCACUGGGAAUCAGCCCCCUCUCUGAAUAGUACUACCUGCAUCAACAGGGGGCAGCAUUGUGUCGGCCAGUGUGGUCUUACAGAGAGUAGUUCUAAGGUUGAGACUUCAAGUCUCCCAAAAUUCUAGGAGAGGGAUAAGAACUUUGUUCUUGGUUAAACUAUUUAUAUGGAAACUGAGUCAAGCACUGUGGUGCUUCCAGGAUAUACAGGAUGUCCAACUGUUGACUGAGUUCUUGUAUGGCAAAGUAGAUACAUAUACUGAGCUACAAGCCCUUCCUGGGAAAUGCACCUGAGUUCACAUCAAUUUAGGAAGAUAAUAUUAUUUCCCCCAUUUUAAAAAGCCAAGAAAUGUGCCCAAGGUGACAGAAUUGGGAAAUGUAGAGCUGAAAUACCAGCCAAAGUCUGACUCCAUUGCAGAAUCUUUGUUAUUUUUUAAAAUAUGUAUAUUUUUAGUUGUUGAUGUACCUUUAUUUUAUUUAUUUGUUUAUAUGUGAUACUGAGAAUCAAACCCAGUGCCUCACACAUGCUAGGCAAGCACUCUACUACUGAGCCACAACCCCAGCCCAGAAUCUUUGUUUUUAUUCAACACUGCCUUCUACUGAGAGUGAAAGGGAUUGCAAAGGAGAUCAAAAACUGGAGAAACCCACAGACUGCCCAUAAAGAAAUCAAUACAGCACCAAUGAGGAAUGCUGCUUAUGCAGAGACCACUCAGUGGACCAUGUGGAGCUCCAACUUGAAAUAGGAUCUUCGCUUUCUUCACCUUCAUCCUCAUCUUGAUCAUGGUUAGUGACUUUGUAGUUACUCAGUUAAUUAACCCUUUAAUUUUCCCUGCCCACCCGGAUCACAUUGCAUGAAGCCAUUUACAGAUGAACUUCAAAGUAGAUCCUACCGCAGAGGGAUAAAUAUUUCCCUUAAUUAUCCACCUCAACUUUGAGCUGCAGUCUUCUUGGACACUUUGUAUGUGGGGGUAUUCCCUGAUAUAAAACAAACUUGCUUUUUCUCCAAUGUUCAGUUUAAACUCUUAGAGAAAUUAUCAGAUAGUGUUGCAAUCAACUCUUUUGAAUUACGAUAUUUUUGGCUGGCUUGAGAUUUAGAUGCAUAACUUUUAACCAUAAUUAUUGUGAAACAGAGCCUCAAGAUAAAAUUCUAUCAUUCAGAAGAUGAUCUUACUCAACUUAUCCACAAUCGUCCCUGUUUACAUUUUAGCAUUUUGUGCAUUCUCUUUGGAACCCUUAAUUAGAGACCAUUUCUGGGACAUUCAGCCCUGAAGGAAAACAUCAGAAUGGACUGAUCUCUGUGGUUUGGCUUAGAAAACUUUCCUCUGCAUGGCAUUAUCUUUUUUAAGCUCAGAGUCGUUGGGGCUUCAACUGAACACGUGUACAUCACUCACCUCCCAGUGUCCUGUAUUGCAAAACGGGCUUCUUGUCAGAUGAUUUUCCCUCUCACAUAUUGAAAAUGGUGCUCUGCAUUCACAGAGAAUUCCCUUAUACAAGGUUUUUGUUUUAGUUGCAUUUUGUAGAUUUUGAGUCUAUGUAUCUUUUUAGACUAUGUAUUUAUACUUAAGUCAGAUGACUAUUUAUUAGUGUACAGUCACUGUUAGUGUUCAAAAUAAAAAUGUUACAAAUAUAUCUUACCCUUUUUAGAGCACACAAAGUUGCAUAUGUGCAAAUAAAACUGUUUUAAUAAAUGUA
Messenger RNA from Marmota monax (woodchuck), 4565 nucleotides. It is a transcript of the gene Itk, whose product is annotated as IL2 inducible T cell kinase. Gene Ontology annotation, molecular function: protein binding; ATP binding; non-membrane spanning protein tyrosine kinase activity. Bases 132 to 1994 code for a protein of 620 amino acids. Gene Ontology annotation, biological process: B cell receptor signaling pathway; NK T cell differentiation; T cell receptor signaling pathway. NCBI's taxonomy places the organism in Eukaryota, Metazoa, Chordata, Mammalia, Rodentia, Sciuridae. The record is from RefSeq and is a predicted model, not a curated record. The transcript is spliced from 17 exons.